This is a messenger RNA of Pseudomassariella vexata, 162 nucleotides long. RefSeq lists its product as uncharacterized. Lineage: Eukaryota; Fungi; Ascomycota; Sordariomycetes; Amphisphaeriales; Pseudomassariaceae. The transcript has a single exon. The record is from RefSeq and is a predicted model, not a curated record. The annotation marks the transcript as partial.
UACGGCCGCAGUGGCUACAACAAGAGUGACGACGAUGAGGACAACCGCAAGCUCGCCAACUUUGGCCGCAGCGGCUACAACAAGAGCGACGGUGACGAUGAAGACCGCAAGCUCGUCAACUUCGGCCGCAGCGGCUACAACAAGAGCGAUGAUGACGACGAG